AUGGCCGGAGAAGCAGACUCUGCUGCUGCCAUGACCAGCAGCAGUGCUGAUCGCAUGGUAGGCAUGGACCACGCCGAAGUGCGUUAUUUUACGAGUUAUGAUCACCACGGCAUUCAUGAGGAGAUGCUUAAAGACGAUGUUCGUACUAGAUCGUACCGUGACUCUAUCUACCAGAACCGUCACAUCUUCAAGGACAAGGUUGUUCUCGAUGUCGGUUGCGGAACUGGUAUUCUCAGCAUGUUCGCCGCCAAGGCAGGUGCCAAGCAUGUGAUUGGUGUCGAUAUGUCGUCGAUCAUUGAGAAGGCUCGUGAGAUUGUUGCUGUGAAUGGCUUGUCGGACAAGAUCACCCUGCUCCAAGGAAAGAUGGAGGAGGUUGUCCUCCCUUACCCCAAGGUUGAUAUCAUCAUCUCCGAGUGGAUGGGCUACUUCCUUCUCUAUGAGAGCAUGUUGGACACCGUUCUUUACGCCCGCGACCGUUACCUUGUUCCUGGUGGCAAGAUCUUCCCCGACAAGGCCACCAUGUACUUGGCUGCCAUCGAGGAUGGCGAGUACAAGGAUGACAAGAUCGGAUUCUGGGACAAUGUGUAUGGAUUCAACUACAGCCCGAUGAAGGAGAUUGCCCUUACCGAGCCCCUUGUCGAUACUGUCGAGAUGAAAGCGCUUGUUACAGACCCUUGCCCCAUCAUCACGCUUGAUCUUUACACUGUUACUCCGGCCGACUUGGUCUUCAAGGUUCCAUUUUCUCUUCCUGCCAAGCGCAGUGACUUCAUCCACGCGGUGAUCGCUUGGUUCGAUAUUGAAUUCGGCGCAUGCCACAAGCCCAUCACCUUCUCCACCGGUCCCCAUGCCAAAUACACCCACUGGAAGCAGACCGUCUUUUAUCUUCGCGAUGUUUUGACCGUCGAAGAGGAGGAAGUUGUUUCCGGUGUUCUCGAGAACAAGCCGAACGACAAGAACAAGCGCGACCUUGACAUCAGCAUCUCCUACAAGUUUGAGACCACGGAUCCGAACCGUUACUCUGAGGGCAGCUGCUUCUACAGGAUGUGCUAA
Aspergillus niger is the source of this 1050-nucleotide messenger RNA. RefSeq lists its product as uncharacterized. Gene Ontology annotation, molecular function: protein-arginine N-methyltransferase activity. Gene Ontology annotation, biological process: peptidyl-arginine methylation. The transcript is spliced from 7 exons. The coding region runs from base 1 to 1050 and encodes 349 amino acids. Gene Ontology annotation, cellular component: nucleus. NCBI's taxonomy places the organism in Eukaryota, Fungi, Ascomycota, Eurotiomycetes, Eurotiales, Aspergillaceae. The record is from RefSeq and is a predicted model, not a curated record.